This is a messenger RNA of Jatropha curcas, 1398 nucleotides long. RefSeq names its product transcription factor BIM2. Lineage: Eukaryota; Viridiplantae; Streptophyta; Magnoliopsida; Malpighiales; Euphorbiaceae. Gene Ontology annotation, biological process: DNA-templated transcription. Gene Ontology annotation, molecular function: protein dimerization activity; DNA-binding transcription factor activity. The record is from RefSeq and is a predicted model, not a curated record.
UGUUAAACAAUUAUUAUAUUGACUUAAAAAAAAAAAAAAAAAAUUUCUCGUUAGGGCUUCUUCUCUUCUCUCAUUCUAAUUUUGCAGACCCAUCGGACCUCUCCGGGUCCUCGUCGGAGCUCCAUUUCCAAUCAAGUCUUCAACUACUCUUUCUCUCGUUCUCUGUAAGAUAAAAGAAUCGAACUUCUUAGAAUUAUGGUGAAAUCGGCUAAGUCUCACCUCGACGAAGAAGAUGAACCUGACGGUUAUGACUCCUCUUCUUACAGAGGGGAAGUAACGAAAGUAGAUGGUAGAGGAAACGAACAGAAGGCGAAUACGCAUAGGUCUAAGCAUUCAGAGACAGAGCAGCGUAGGAGGAGCAAGAUUAAUGAGAGGUUCCAGAUUUUGAGAGAUCUCAUACCUCAAAAUGAUCAGAAAAGGGAUAAAGCUUCAUUCUUGUUAGAGGUUAUAGAGUAUAUUCAGUUUUUACAGGAAAAGUUACAGAUGUAUGAAGGGCCAUACCAAGGUUGGAGUCAGGAGCCAACUAAAUUGACACCCUGGAAAAAUCACCAUCCUCCUGUAGAAGCUCUAUUGGAUCAUCCUCAAGGAUUGAAGAAUGGUUCUGCUCAUGAGAAUACUGCAAUACUCACAAAUGUACAUAACUCAAUUGAUUCUGACCUAGGCGCCACUGCAGUGCCUUUCAAUGUGCAAGUGCACUCGAAUAUGUUUGUUGUUGGGAAGAGCGGUGUAACUACUCAGCCUGUGCAGGAAUCUGUUUCUGAUGCUGAGAAUAUGGAAUUCCAACUUCAACCCCAACAAUGGCAUGGCCGACCAUGUGCUACUGAGUGUGAUGCCCCAAACAAUACGGUGAAUGGACAAGAGGAGCCAAUGGGUGAAACUGGAUCAGAUAGCAUCUCAAGUACAUAUUCUCAAGGGAUAUUGGAUACUCUGACCCAAGCACUGCAAUCUUCUGGUGUGGAUUUGUCUCAGACAAACAUAUCAGUGCAAAUUGAUGUUGGUAAACAAGGCAGUAAUAUUGUGGCAUCAAAUUCAAAGGAUCAAGAAAACCCAUUUUUGAACAAUCAAGCGCUGGAAGACUCUAAUCGGGCUCGUAAGAGAUCAAGAAGAGAAAAAAACUAGUAUUCUGGUUUCAUUUUCACCUUAUGAUUCCUUCAUUUGGUUCCAAUUUUGGAAAUGGCGAUGUUCUUUUUCGUUAUGCUAUGGUUCACAGACAACUGACUCCAGAUCAAUUGUAAAUGUUUAUGCUCUUUGAUUUGCCUGGUUGUGUGGAUGCAAUCUCCUUGGUUGGGCAGAAGAAAAAAAAAAAAUAGAAAUUGAAAGUGUUAUUUAUUUAUUUGCUGGCAGCUCUCAUAUAGAGGCUUCCAUGCACAUAAUGAGAAGCUGCUUUAUAUCCUCCAA